AUGGUGUCGCGAGCAAAGCAUCCCUGCUCCUCAUCACUUCCUCCAAUAGUUUUUCCUUCGGGACCGAGCGCCACGUAUGCUGCUUUCUCCCAAAAGGAAGAUGCCGCAUUAGACGCACGCAAUAAGAUCGAAAGGCAUCGCUAUGCGAAGUUACUCUUGGAGUAUGCCGAACGCUACCGAGAAUUCUCUUCUGUAAGCUUCUUUGUUGAGACGAUGCUGCGAGAGCUUGCGGGCCGUGAAGGCGUUACGAACCAGUCGAGAGCAAUGGCUGCAGUGUGGUCCAUGAAACUUUUGAGCUGCCACUCACCCUUUAAGCAGUUCAUGGUGCACAUCACCGAAGCCCUACUACCAGCUAUUUUUUGCAAUUACGAUGCAAAACGGUUAGACUACGCGCCAGCUGCGAUACAGGCGCUGUUGUGCGACCGUGCCCUGCAUCGCGACAACCCUUUUUUUUCCCACUCUACGUAUAUGCAUGAAUACGAUGCCAGCCUAUUAAAGCUGAAAAACAUUUCGGGGGAACUCAAACGGGUCUCGUUCACAGGCAGCGAGUGGAAGCGAAUUGCACACAUGCUUGUUGUUUACGUACAAAGUGAAAGAAAAAGGAGGGCUUUUAUUGCAUGGCGGGAUAAUGUGAAAAAGGAGCGCGUCGUUAAUAAGCUUAGGCGCAACGUCGUGUCGCGGCACGGUGCCGAUAGCCGCUUUUUGUGUGUUGCACUAGGGUUCCUUCGUUGGAAGAGUGCCACAGCAAUGUCUCGCGUGCAGUUUCUCACCGAGAGGUUGCACGAUGCGGCAUUUCAAUUGGAGAGCGCAAAGAAUCAAUUCCAUAUGGAAUGCUUCAGGGCCGAUAAGUUACAACUAAGCAAUGAGGAGAAGGACUCAGAGCUAAAGGCGGUAAUGUGCGAGCGAGACGAGCUGCAACUAGAGGUGGAAAGGCUGAAAGAGCAACUAAAGAUCCAAGAGAGGAAUCAUGAGGCGAAUCUUAGGGCUCGUUUACUUGAGAUAUUAACCCUAGCUCAGCAUCAAAACAUCCUGCUGAAGAAGAUUGUCGGUACUCAGUUUGAUGCUAAGGAAGUAGUUGCAGGCUGGCUCCACAAAGAAGAUGGUGACUACCAGGAAAGAGAACCUGAACAUGGUGAGAACGAGGCGUUGCAGGGACAUUCAUUCCUUCUCCGGUGGUGUAACCACAUCCUUCGCAGUGGAGAGGUCGGGGUGUUGCGGCGAGUGCGAAAUUUUGCAGACGACUUCGCCGAUGGGGAGGUGUUUCACGGCAUUAUUCGUUACGUUUUUCCUGAAAAAAAAGAGUUUGCGACAUCCGUGGACUCGUCUGUGGCAGACCGACUUCGACUGGUGUGCGACUUCACUACAAACAUACCCCUAGCCGUUUCGCUAACUGUUGAAGACUUCAACAUGAAACGGGAGGACAGGAUCAUAGUAGCAGUAGCUGAAAUAUUCGCUUACUACGUGGAAAAGAAGAGGGCAGACGCUGUCAGCGAGUCUUUCCGGUUGGUUGUUGAACAGGAUCCCCUUCAAGUUGACAGCAGCAUCGCUACCGAUUCGGAAGAUGUCAGCCUUCUGACCACUGAAGAGGAUGUAAAGAAGCAACUGUCGAUAUGGAAUAAGGAGCUCAGCAAGCAGGUGGAAAACUUUCGCUUGGGUGUAUGGUGUGAGAUGGACUUGCAAAAGAGUGGCAUGUGCAUCUCCCGUGAAGCCGCACGUUUGACAUGGGAACGAGGCAGAGGCCAUCCGAGAUAUGUAGUGACAGCCGACGCCUCCCGCCACUUUGUGAGUCUUAAUGCGAGGAAAAUGAACGACCUCCGCGAGAAGUUCGGUUCGUGUACCCCCCAGGUGUGGAGGUCCGUUGUGCAGUCUCUUAAGAGGGUGCUGUGGAAACAUGUAAACACGAUUACUUCAAUUUUUUAUCACUAUGCCGGAGAGAAUGCACACGAGAUGGACGAAGUUCAGUUUUGGCGGUUCGUAGAGGAUUCCCGAUUAAUGGUGGAACCACUUUCGAGACAAACCAUAGCCCGAAUUUUCGACACAGUUAUCUCUCCUAAGCUUAUGGCAAUGCUUCAAGCUAAAAGUGUGGAGAAGCAGGCUGCUUUGCUAGAGGCGGCGGAGGAAGAAAUGAAUAUACGCAGAGUCAAGCCGGCGCAGUUUACGGAAAUACUUUUACAUAUGGGUGCUGUGCGCUUUCGAGACUCGUUGUUGGAUGCGGCGGGGCGGUUUCUCACUGGUUUGAGUGUCCCAACACUCUGUGGGGUGACUCCAACAACAGUGGACUUCUAUCGACCGGAAUCGCAGCGCGUUAUACGUCAUUUACAGGAAGACCUGGCGCGUGUUUUUUUCUUCUACGUAAAACAGCAGAGUGAAAACCAAAGGAAGUCAUCGAAAGGGUUAAAACAACCAUCGGGUCGCUUCGUGGGUCGAAUUAGCUUUGAUGCCUAUCUUCGUAUGUUCUCAGAUUGUGGUUUUGUCGCAGACAACAAGGAGAAAGAGAAUAACUCCCGGAGGGGGAGCACCGAACCGCAUCGGUACUGUCGGAAGGUGAAGUUCACAGAUGUCGAGGAGAUUACAGAAACCUUUAAUGCGCUUCACGAACGCGUUCUGCUGCUUCCAGAGGGGGAGUUAUGCUUCUCACUGUUCUUGGAAUCUUUUGGUAUUGCCUGCCAGUACUGGUGCCCGGACCCCAAAGUGAGUUUCCCACGGAAGCUCGCUUGUUUUCUGACUGAUAUGAUAGAAAGGUUGCGCACAUUGCACUCGCGCAGCGCAUUGAUACUAAGGGAACUGCCACCACCCACAGUCGAGAAAGGGGACGCUGGUUGUGUUCCGUAA
Trypanosoma brucei brucei TREU927 is the source of this 2832-nucleotide messenger RNA. RefSeq lists its product as hypothetical. Bases 1 to 2832 code for a protein of 943 amino acids. Gene Ontology annotation, molecular function: protein binding. The transcript has a single exon. NCBI's taxonomy places the organism in Eukaryota, Euglenozoa, Kinetoplastea, Trypanosomatida, Trypanosomatidae. The record is from RefSeq and is a predicted model, not a curated record.